AUGACCGAUUACACCUGGAGUACACUGGCAUUGACAGGAUUCAACUUUACAUACACCGAUGCUACUACCUCUAUCUCUCCGUUAAUUUACCGAGGCUACCAGUCCGCCUCCUUCCAACUCUCCAGGCCCAACCCAUCUUUUUGUCCGCGGGUCCUUUUCGACCUCCAAGUCAGCGUGAGUAUUGCUGAAGUAUUUACGAAACCGGAGCUGCUUGUACAAGUUUCUUCUGUCAUAUUCCUCGUUCAAGGCUCACACCUCAUGCACAUGGUUGCACAAGGUCUUCCGCUGCUGGAACGGUGGAGAGUUCAGCAAGUUUGGGCACAUGAGUAUACCAUGCACGGGAUCUAUACUGUCGAUCUGGCCGACACAAGGCCAUUGCCCGAGUCGGAAAGAUAUCGGAAAGAUAUCCCCGCCCGAGGCGCGGGAAGAAAGGACGCGCUUGGACAAGCUCGUCCGUGGCACUUGGGGGUUCCAAUAACCCACAAGUGCAGCAUAGACAGCUGGGAUCAAACAUAA
Messenger RNA from Lentinula edodes (shiitake mushroom), 516 nucleotides. RefSeq lists its product as uncharacterized. The coding region runs from base 1 to 516 and encodes 171 amino acids. Lineage: Eukaryota; Fungi; Basidiomycota; Agaricomycetes; Agaricales; Omphalotaceae. The record is from RefSeq and is a predicted model, not a curated record. The transcript is spliced from 8 exons.